CGUAGUGUAUGAUCUUAUAGACAGAAUCUAUAUCAAAAUUGUGAUUUACUAUCUCUUAAAUUAUUUGGUGUUUGCAAAACAAAUACUUAAAUUGGAAUCAUCGUAAAAAGGCAAGAGGCAUUUUCCAAGAAAUUAGGGAUAUUUUCCGGAAGAAUACUUACAUUAUCUCGUAACGUUUGUAUAAGGAAGGUUGAGGCGUAUUGCCGAAUGCUGUGAUUAUUGAAACAUUUUGACUUCAAAGAUUGACUGACCGUUUCUGGCACAUGACUUGGACGUGACCUAUUCCGUCAAACUUUGGUUGACCGUGUACAUUAGGACAACAAUGUAAUCUUUCUGUAUCACAACACGUGUAAAGAUUGAACCAGACACUACAAACUAGUCACGCGCACAAAGGAGUGAGUCUAACACCAAAAUCUGUAUCACAGCACGUGUAAAAACUGAAUCAGACACGAGAAGCUGUUCAUGCGCAUAUAAGAGUGCGACAAACACCAAAAUCUGUUCCAAAGUGCCGAGAAACUGAACCAGACUCAGGAAUCUGUUCAUCAUGAAUGUAUUCGGCGUAACUUUGGUUACGCGUCCGCUUUGUUUGUUAGUUGUGGUGCUUACCAUAUUUGGACAUGUGUCGGAAUCGGUACCUCUGUGGAAUACAGGUUCGGACAGUAAUACUGUGCCCGUCCCGCCAAAUCGGAUCAACUCCAGCCUGGUCUACAGAUGGUUGAUCCGCCUGAUGAGCCGGAAAGACCUGUACUCGUGGAUUAAUUUCCAUGUUCAUCCACAUUUGACACCGAUGUCCAUGAAAAAAGGGCCGACGACUCCCGUAACAGAAUUGUCAGACGGCGAGCUACAGAUACAGCGCGAUACUGAUGAUUUUGGCACUGUGCCGUUCGUUUCUUCCGGUUCCAGUAAUGAGGGCGAUGCUACAACCAGUGGUCCUGCUUUGAUCGUUGUACGGGAUGUGGACGAUACUUCUACGACACAUCCGUUCACACAGUUGUCGACUGCAAGUAUCGUGCAAAAUGGCAUACCAAUGAUUAUAUUAUCGGGCAACAAAAAUGUCGACAGGAUCGGAGAUGAUUCUAAAUCGACGACAGCAGACGAUUCCUCUACUCCGCAAAUGAUACGGGAUACGUUUGAUGAUACGCCUGUAGCGGGAGUCACAAUGAGUCCUGCUGGUGAGGGAGAUAAUCCUAACAUGCCCUCUGUUCCGGUUAUCGUGGACCCUGCCGGAAGUACAGAUGACGGUUCUAAUUCUAACAGUGACACAACGGACAAUCCGGACACACCGCUAACCAUAGUACGCGAUAAGGAUGGCGAGUCAGAAACCCAGACGAGUAAUAACGACAGCCCUGCCUCAUCGUCGUCAUCACCAACAUCACAAUCAACGUCAUCGUCGUCUGGUUCUACGUCAUCGGGUUUACUUAUGCUGAACCCGGCAGAUAUGUUAAAUCAUGGAUUUGGGAAAUGAUGUUCUUAUGAGUUAUUUUUGCUGCGUGAGAUUAUACGUUACCGGGAAGGUAACCUUUCAGUUAAAGACCAUGAAGUAAACGAUAUGUUUACUGUCAUAUGAAGUCAUGAAGUAAACAAUGAGUUAUCCUUUCAAUAGUAUGAAAUUUUGAACUGACACUAUAUAUGUGAUUAAUGAACUGAUUGGAUGAUGUUAUGCUAUGACAAGAAGGACUAAUUUUCGUUAAAUUAUGACGUCAUGAAGUGAACUAUUAGUUAUUUCUUUAUAUGACCUUAUGUAGUGAAUGAUUUGUUAUUGUUUUAAAAUAUGACGUCAUAAAGUGAAGGAUUUGUAAUGGUUAAUUAUAUGACGUCAUGAAGUGAACGAUCAGGUUUUUUCAAUUGUAUGACGUCACGAAGUGUACGAUUCGUUAUGACGUUUAUUGUGAACGAUCCGCUAUUCCAUGUCCUCAUUAACUGAAGUUCAAAAGAGGCAGUUUGAUUUUAUGACGUCAUGAACUCAUGAAAUGUAUUGUCGCUUUUGAAAGGAACACCAUAUACAGGUGACCGAUAAAGGCGCAAAUAUUCCUAGUCAUAACCGUUAGGAAAAUUCACAAGACUAAUUAAUUAAUUUAUCAAUAAUAGUCGGUUCCCGUUUUCGGGAAGCACAUCAAGAAAUUAAUUCAAGAUAAACCCUGGAAUUAUUUGUUUACAUGUAAAAUCAAACGUAUAUGAAGAACUAUUUUGGUUACAUUUAUCACGCCAUAUUUUUCUCGCGGAAGGAUACAUCGACGUUUGUGUCCGUUCUCACCAUUACCGUCUGUGGUCUACGUCAUCAGAACAUUAUAUUAGUGUCACAUAUUUCUAUAUUUAUUUUUCAUAUGAUAUUUAUAAAUAUUAUGUCUGUACAAUGUUGUGGGGACACACUAUGCUAGUGUCCUGUUUAUAUAGAUUCCCCUCAACAUUAAUCUUUCGUACUUACCAAUAUUUUUCUCGUCAUAUCUCCACGUCUGUUUUCAUGUUUUGCCAGAUUGUUUCUUCACAAGAAUCCAUUGAAGCAGAACGGUUUUCCUCUUUCAGUUUCCAGUAAAUGAAAAAAAAAACGUACAUGCUCGUCAAAGUUAAAAACUUAGGUUAAGUUAGUUUAUUUACCGAUCCAGGAUCUAUAAAGAUUAACUCUGCACCGGAACACUGAUAAGAAAAAGAGUUACCUUAGUGAGGCCUAGAUAGUUUGGUUUGAUUAACCUCUCUCUCGGCUUGCUCAAUAUCGUGACUUCAUUUAUCAGAAGCACAUUUUGUAUAUGAAGUCCGAACAUUAUUAGCUAGUGAUUCCGUAUUCAUCAUUGUUAUUAUAUUUCGACUGUCGUUUACCUACAUAUAAUUUCUUAUAAGGGUGGCCAUCAUUCCGAAACACUUUAAAACGGCGUAUUUUUUCGAUCUACCGCAUGACUACUUCAUUAUGUAACACAGGCCCUCAUUUCGUCUGAAAUGCCAAAAGGCUGACCACGACAAGGAGUAGUUCCUGUCAAAUAAUUAAAGUACGUACAGAUCUAGAUAAUUAUGAAUUUGAUACUACAUUUAAUUUAAACAAAGCGUAACACAGCGUAAAAUUCAAUCUUUACAGAAAAAAGAUGGCACGUUUUCUUCUGUUUAGCAUAGAAAGGAUGACUUCUGACAUAGUUUGUCUUUCCGCACGAAACUUAAGUAGACUACCUAUCUUUUUGGGGCUCUGAUAUUACAGUAUGAUUUUUUAAGUUUUUAUAUAAACACUGAAUGUUUUAUAUGUAAGUUUGUUUGU
Molecule: messenger RNA, 3241 nt
Organism: Mizuhopecten yessoensis (Yesso scallop)
Lineage: Eukaryota; Metazoa; Mollusca; Bivalvia; Pectinida; Pectinidae
Product: putative protein TPRXL
Exons: 4
Coding region: 545-1465 (306 amino acids)
Source: RefSeq, a predicted model, not a curated record